Messenger RNA from Dioszegia hungarica, 603 nucleotides. RefSeq lists its product as uncharacterized. The record is from RefSeq and is a predicted model, not a curated record. The coding region runs from base 1 to 603 and encodes 200 amino acids. The transcript has 4 exons. NCBI's taxonomy places the organism in Eukaryota, Fungi, Basidiomycota, Tremellomycetes, Tremellales, Bulleribasidiaceae.
AUGUCCGCUCAGCCUACCAUUUGCGUCGUGACCGGUGCUGCGCGCGGUAUCGGUCUCGCCUUUGCCCAGCUCCUCGUUGCCCGGCCCGACACCAUUGUCUACGCCGGCGUACGCUCGUUGCCCCUUGCUCCUUCUAGGGAGCUCGGUGUGCUCGCGACUGGGCAUCCCGAGGUCCUCUUCCCCAUCAAGAUCACCAGUGGGGACGAGGCCGACAAUGCCGCUGCUGCAGCCACGAUCAAGGCUCGGCAUGGGAUGGUACACGUCGGCAUAGCGAAUGCUGGCGUCUCGUCCGGGCUCACCCCUGUCCUCCAGACCACCGCGGCACAGAUGACGACCGACUUCUAUAUCAAUUCGUACGGGCCGUUACUGCUUCUACAGCGGUGCUCCGAGCUUCUGCUCGCCGCACAUGCGGCCUCUCCCGGAUCCGCCAAGUUCGUCGCGGUCUCGUCGGUCCUGGGCCAGAUCACAGAGGCCUCAAAUUUUAGCUGGACAGCUUACGGGGCGUCAAAGGCCGCUCUCAAUGUCCUGGUCAAGAAGAUCAACAUCGAGAUGCCCCAAGUCACCGCUUUCCCCCUCCACCCGGGCACAGUCGGUACCGAGUAG